This is a messenger RNA of Aspergillus tubingensis, 771 nucleotides long. Its product is annotated as mitochondrial 54S ribosomal protein bL21m. The record is from RefSeq and is a predicted model, not a curated record. NCBI's taxonomy places the organism in Eukaryota, Fungi, Ascomycota, Eurotiomycetes, Eurotiales, Aspergillaceae. The coding region runs from base 1 to 771 and encodes 256 amino acids. The transcript has a single exon. Gene Ontology annotation, cellular component: ribosome.
AUGUUCUCUCGAACCACACUGGCACGGGCACUUGCCCUGCCCAUCGAGCACACCGCCGCCCGAUCCUCCAUCCUCGCCGGCGCCAGCAACACCACCUUCCGUGCCUGCCUUCACCAAGCCACCACCACAUCUUACUCUACAACAACAUCAUCACACCCCUCCGCUCCCCUCAGUGCCACUCCCCGGGCCCAAACCUCCAGUCCCAUCGAACAACCUCACUUUCUGACGCCCCAGAACACCAUUCCCGAAACCCGCGCCGAUGUGCCUCUCAACAAACAGCCCGUGGCCCCGACCUUCGACGCUCCAUUGAAAGUGUCUCAAUCCCUCCUCGACAUGCUGCCCUACCUCACCUCGCAAAAGCCGCACUACAUUACCGCCCACCUCCACGACAGACCUUACCUGCUUACCGAAGGUGAUCAGCUGCGUCUGCCUUUCCUCAUGCCCAAGGUAAAAUCGGGCGAUGUCCUUCGGUUUAACCGGGCGUCGGUGCUCGGUUCUCGUGAGUUCUCGCUCAAGGGCGGCGAGAAGUACCUUGAUGAGCGGUUGUUUGAGUGCCGGGUCCGGGUGAUGGGCUUCGAGUCGGAGCCUUUGCGCAUCACGGAGAAGACGAAGCGGAGACGCCGUCAUGUGCAGAAGGUGACGAGCAAGCAUCGUUAUACUAUCCUGCGGGUUAUGGAUGUUAAGGUUAAGACGGCGGAGGAGUUGUUGCAGGAGGGUGCGGUUGUGGUGCAGAGCGCUGAUUCUGCGGCCAAUGUUGAGCUUAAGGAGUAG